This is a messenger RNA of Synchytrium microbalum, 2487 nucleotides long. RefSeq lists its product as uncharacterized. Gene Ontology annotation, cellular component: cytoplasm. Gene Ontology annotation, molecular function: protein tyrosine/threonine phosphatase activity; MAP kinase tyrosine/serine/threonine phosphatase activity. The coding region runs from base 1 to 2487 and encodes 828 amino acids. Gene Ontology annotation, biological process: negative regulation of MAPK cascade; protein dephosphorylation. The transcript is spliced from 2 exons. NCBI's taxonomy places the organism in Eukaryota, Fungi, Chytridiomycota, Chytridiomycetes, Synchytriales, Synchytriaceae. The record is from RefSeq and is a predicted model, not a curated record.
AUGGAUCAUUUCAUGGCCCUUGCUGAUCUACCUGUUCAUUAUCUUGGUCUUGCGAAAGGGCUGUCACUGACACCAGAACUGAUUGCUGCUAAUCUACCAACUGGCAAGAUCAUCUAUUCAUACAUACGUUCUAUUGCACCAAUCACACACAAUACUGAACUAACUCCCGUUCACCUUAUAGUCCACGACCCACACUUUCUACGACGAGCUGGCCAUGAUAUUAUUGUAUACGACGAUAUAGGUCGCCCUGAUGGAUUUGCAGCGAUUGUAUGUCAAGCACUCAUACUCGAAGGUCGUUGUACCCAAGCUCAUUAUCUCAGAGGCGGGAUACGAGACUUUGCCAAAAAGUACCCAAUGCUUGUAAAGAGGAUUGCAGUCCCACAACAGCAUCCGCCGCAGCAACAAUCAUAUACUUCUCAAGUCGUCGUACCUUCUCGAUCGUCGUCGUCAGGGUCAACAACAUCAUCGUCUACAGGUGUCCCGACAAGUAACACUAGUGCAGCUGCUACCCUGUUUGCGUCUGAUGCAAACACAUCGUCAAGUGUCGAACCACUCACGAGUACAUCAUCGUCUGAUAGUAGUAUACCCGCAGUUCCUGCUCGAACGUCUAGUCUCGGUAUCACUACCAAUAAUAGCAAUAAUAGUAACGGUUUGGGUGGACCGACUGAAGAAGUAUUAAAGGCUCUUGGCAAGGAUGUACACCCAACAUCACUAAAAGAAGCCAUCCAGGAGCCAAUAGCUCAACCUUUACAGCAGCCUUACGUGACUCCAUCUCGAAGAUCGUCAUUAAAAGAGUACAAGGUGCCUGCUCGAAACUCGUCGUUAAUUGAUACCACUCAUAUGAGCAUGAUGGGAGUCAACUCAUUUGAUGCGUUAUGGACUGAUUCUGAUGCAUCGUAUGUAAACGAGUAUCAGAAUGGUCAUGCAAAUACUAGUAAUAGCAAUACGGCCGCUGGUAAACAAACCAUAUAUGUACCCGAAGAAGGGUUCUCAUUGCCCGCUGGGGAUGAAGCUGCUCAAGACGAUGAAGAUACUGCUGCUACUUUAUUGUCACUCUCGUUAUCAUCUUCACCAUCAAAUCAAUCAGCUCAAGAAACGCAGGGGUACUUUGCUCAACAGCAGCAGAUAGAUAGACACGGAUAUCAUGGCACAAACGGUCAUAUUAAUGAACAUGAUGACGACGAUGACGACCUAUCAACUCUCACCAUGAUGAAUACUCCAGAGCCCGUAUUGGCCAUAAAAGUAAAACAAUUACAUCUGGUAGAUGCAGUUUGGUAUGGCAAAGUAGUACCAUUUGGAGAUGUACCAUUAGCCAUUUUGGAUAACUUCUUAUAUUUGGGAUCAUGUUUUGCUGCACGUCCAGAUUUGUUGAGGCAAAACAAGAUUACUCGUGUAUUGAGGCUUGGAUGGGGAUUUGCUGAAAUUGAACCGUAUUAUGAAGAGGAAAUUGACGAAGAAAUAGAUGGAGAGAUGGAUGGUGACAUAAGUAGUAGUGGAGUAUUUAUACCGUCAUCGACAUAUCCGAAUGGUGAAGCUAGUAGCAACAGCAGUAGUGUAUUGUCGUCUUUACAGUCCUCGCCUAAUACGUCGCCAGUCCUUCAUCGUGCAACAAUACCACCACAACAGCCGCAGCCGCAACAAUAUAAUGAAAAGACUCGAAAGCCAACCAGAAGACGUAUAGUAAAAAGACGCCACCAAAUCCGAUAUUACGAUUACCCUAUCGAAGAUGUCGCCACCGAACCCAUUCGAGUGCUCUUUGAAGAAACCACAUCUAUACUAGAAGAAGCUCGAUUAGCUGGUGAACGUGUACUCGUUCAUUGUCAUGCCGGUGUAUCGAGGUCAAGUACGGUCGUGUUGGCAUACCUUAUGAAGUAUCGAGGUAUGAGCUUGUACGACGCGUGGAAUCUUGUAUAUAUAAUUCGACCCAUCGUACGACCGAAUGAUGGAUUUGCUCGUGCUCUACAAGAAUAUGAGGUUGAGCUACUUGGAAAGCCGACUUCUAGUCUACCGAUAUUCUGGAUGAGUGAGUCGUACUCUUACUACCUGGAAUAUUUGGAGUGGUAUACGAGGCUGUAUAUGGCAGAUCAUUACAAUCAUAGUAGGGCUGCUAAUGGUGGUGGUAAAGGAAGUAAAAAUGGAAGUGCUGAGGAAGACGACGCUCUCAUCCAAAUGUUACAUUAUCAGUAUGCCAGACUCAAGAAUGGAGGUGAGCCUGACCGUAAUGGAGGGAAUCAAACUAGGAUAGUGCUUCCACCACCAGCACCGACAGUCAUGUUGCCCUCCGGUAGCAGCACGACAUCGUCUUCUGCAUCAUCUGUCGUUUAUUCUAGUACUGAAGGAGGUGAAUUAGUCGAUGAUGAUGAUAGUGAGUCUGUAGUGGCAGUAACCGAAGUUCCUGGUGAUGAGAGUGGUACAGGGGAUGCUACAGCUGUCGAUGUCAACACAACACCAUCUAUCAAACAAUCACUUCAAACAGUAGAAGAAUAA